Orbicella faveolata is the source of this 1068-nucleotide messenger RNA. RefSeq lists its product as uncharacterized. The record is from RefSeq and is a predicted model, not a curated record. NCBI's taxonomy places the organism in Eukaryota, Metazoa, Cnidaria, Anthozoa, Scleractinia, Merulinidae.
GUUUCAUUUUGGAUCACAAAAUAUCCAUGUGAAGUCCUUGAAAAAGGAAUAAAGCAAGGUGUCACGAUAUGCAAAUAAGGUAUAACGUGUUGGAAGGCUAAGAUUUUCCUGUUCAGUUCAGACGUUUAUUCGACUCUAUCUCAUUAAAAAUCCGUCCACAGUGAACUAGCGUGGAACCUAGCUAAGUUCAAAGAGAAAGCUCUUUCCUUGUCGCGAAAUUUCUACGUUCGUUGAGAGAUUCAUCAGUCGAGAAUACGGCAUGGCGAUCGGGGCGAAAACUAUUCUUUUGGUGGCGUUACUGGUUCCUCUAACACAGGGUGUAACAACUUAUAACACCGGCGCGGGUAUGCUGUACACGCUAAAGGCAGUAGAAGAUGUGUGGGUAGAACGUCCAUCAUUCAAUUACAAUAAUUAUGCGUACCUCCUGGUCUCGAAGCUCCCACAGUUUCCCAACAAACGUUCUCUGAUGAAGUUUGAAGACCUUCCAAGCGCCUGUCUGUCAUCCAAAAUAAAAUCCGCCAAGAUGCACUUGUACUAUCUGGGCGCGCACAAGGCUAGCUGGCACUCCAUUACCUUCUCUCCUUUCAUUCCUCGCUAUAUGCAGGUGCACUUGGUGAAAAAAUUCUGGCGUGAGACACAAGCCACCAACUCCAUGCGUUACUAUGGGGCUAACUGGUCCUCUCCGUGGCUAGGUUUGGAUGGAACCGACGCAGAGGCAGUCCCGCAAGAAUGCAAUCCGGUUACAAUCUUUCCCGGGCUCCCAGCAGGCUUCGUGGAGUUCGACGUUACAUCGGCAGUCAGGAGCUGGCGUAGCGGGGUACCUAAUUAUGGCGUAGUGAUUCGUGCAGUCAAUGAGCUGGAAGCGGGAAGAGGCAUGAGCUUUGCCAGCAAAGAGUAUAAAGAUUCCUCUAAGCAUCCCGUUGUUAGGGUGCUCUGCGCUAAGUGAAGAAUGUGCAGGCAAUUCAUUCCCCCACCAAGCCAGUGUUUUGAAGUAGAGUAGACAACGCAUAUGGGGGGGUAUUUGUAUCUGCUUUUGAGCAUUACAAAUAAAAUGAUAUGAAAAGCGUA